This is a messenger RNA of Chroicocephalus ridibundus (black-headed gull), 7568 nucleotides long. It is a transcript of the gene CMTR2, whose product is annotated as cap methyltransferase 2. The transcript is spliced from 2 exons. Gene Ontology annotation, biological process: 7-methylguanosine mRNA capping. Bases 463 to 2757 code for a protein of 764 amino acids. The record is from RefSeq and is a predicted model, not a curated record. Gene Ontology annotation, molecular function: methyltransferase cap1 activity. NCBI's taxonomy places the organism in Eukaryota, Metazoa, Chordata, Aves, Charadriiformes, Laridae. Gene Ontology annotation, cellular component: cytoplasm; nucleus.
UUGAAUCGAGUCCAGGUCGAUGGGGACUGGAAAUGAUUGCACAAAAGAAAAAGCCUGUUUCCUUGUUAUGCUUUGGAGGAGAGCUGGUUUGGGGAUUUGCUGGCGUGAGUUGUAAUUAAAAUGCCAUGCUCACAGUUGGUAUUUAAAAAUGAAGUAAAACUAGUUCAGGCCACAGUGGCUGUGCUGUGUUUCCCUCUGUUUUCCCCUUCUUCUCAGCACCCAUAGUGAGAAAUGACUGGAUUAAAGCGAAAAUACAUCUGCAUAAAGGAAAGUGAAACUAAAUGUGCUUGCUGGAAGGCGGUCAGAUUGGGGAAAUGAAAGAUGAAAUGUCAUCUGUGUGUAUAUAAGGACGUGCCGCUCCUCAGCAGGCUGGUGGUUACGAGAGGAGACAGCUGUGGUCGUGGGGCAGUGGCCUGAGGUGCUGCGUGGAUUCAAGGGGAAGGGUUGUGAAUCAAUCCAAGAAUGAACAAAUGUAAGAAGCCUUACGUUGACCAGACUACAAACCUUGAAAAGUUCAGUCCUGAAAUUCUUUCUGAAAUUGAGAAGCUCUUUGCAAAGAAGUUUACUUACACUAAGCCUGUGAAUAACGAAUGGAAGCUGCCAGAUCCCGGUGACGCUUUUACAUGCGAUCACGAGGAAAUCAACUCGCUCCUGGCUCUGAAGGACUCGAUGAAUGAAGUGAAGAAUCAACUGAGCGAUAAGAACCUGGAUGAAUGGCAUCAGCACACCUCGUUUACCAAUAAAGCAGGGAAAAUAAUUAAUCAUGUGAAGAAAUCUGUGAACGCGGAGCUGUGCACCCAGGCCUGGUGCAAGUUUCACGAGAUCCUCUGCAGUUUUCCUCUUCUCCCCGAAGAAGCUCUUCAGGGCGGAGAACUGAAUUCUGUCCACCUCUGCGAAGCUCCCGGAGCUUUUAUAGCCAGCCUCAAUCACUACUUGAAAUCCCACCAUGUCCCUUGCGACUGGAAUUGGGUCGCUAACACUCUAAACCCCUACCAUGAAGCAAAUGACACCCUGAUGAUGAUCAUGGAUGACCGUCUUAUAGCAAAUACGUUGCCUUGGUGGUACUUUGGCCCAGAUAACACUGGUGAUGUGAUGACGUUGAAACAUCUAACUGGACUUCAGAACUUUGUAAGCAAUAUGGCCACAGUUCACUUGGUAACUGCUGAUGGCAGCUUUGAUUGCCAGGGAAACCCAGGUGAACAGGAGGCUCUCGUCUCACCCCUUCAUUACUGUGAAACAGUCACCGCUUUAAUGAUCCUGGGCACUGGAGGAUCCUUUGUUUUGAAGAUGUUCACGCUGUUUGAACACUGUUCUACCAAUCUGCUCUUUUUGCUAAACUGCGCUUUUGAGGAGGUCCAUGUCUUUAAGCCAGCCACUAGCAAAGCUGGAAACUCGGAAGCCUAUGUGAUUUGUCUUCGCUAUAUGGGCAGAGAAAGCAUUCAUCUGCUGCUUUCUAAGAUGAUACAGAACUUUGGAACAGAAAUGGUCAACAAAGCACUUUUUCCCCAGCAUACGCUACCAGAAUCUUUUCUUAAAAUACACGAAGAGUGUUGUGUGUUCUUCCACAAGCGCCAGGUGGAGACCAUCUCUGAGAACCUCCAUCUCUUUGAGCGCAUGGAAGAAGCGGAGCAGGCGAAACUGAACAAGUUAAGAGACUGUGCAGUAGAGUUCUUCAUGCAAAGACUUCAUAUGAAACCCAUUGCCAGAAGUAACUGGCUUGUCAAGAAAUCUCAGACCGGUUGCAGCAUGAAUGCAAAAUGGUUUGGGCAAAGAAACAAAUAUUUUAGUACGUACAAUGAAAGGAAGAUGCUGGAAACCCUCACAUGGAAUGAUAAAGUGGCAAAGGGCUAUUUUAAUCACUGGGCUGAAGAACAUAGUUUUAAUAAUGCUGGUAAAAUGUGCAUCUUGGAAGGAUCAUCUUCUAACCUGGAGUGUAGCUUGUGGUACAUCUUGGAAGGAAAAAGACUACCGGUGGUAAAGUGUUCUCCAUUUUGUGAUGGUCAAGUCUUGGAAAAUCUUAAUGAAGCUAUGAAAGAAUUGGUGGGGGGGAGGCUGAAAAACAAACAAAUGCUGCAGACUUGUCACUCGUGUGAAGUUCUUCCUGGGGAACUGAUGUUGGCAGAAGUCUCCGAUCUUUCCAGGUGUCAUCAGGAAGUCCUAAAUGAAAGAUGCAGUGACCACUUCAAGUGCCUUGUGGUGGGCUUUCCAUCCCUCUGUGAUACUGAAAGCCAACCUGGUAUGGAAGUAAAGCUUCUGGACUCGGCCACACUUCUGGCUUUCAGCUUCUCUUUGCUUUAUGAUGGAGAACCAAAGUACCAGCAGCAGCUUUUGGAGCGUGUUCUGCAUGCGUUGAACCAGCUUACAGUGGGAGAUGCGUUGAUUUUGCCUAUUCUCUCUUGUUUUACGCGCUUCACAGCUGGCCUGGUCUUCAUACUGCACUGCUGUUUCAGAUGCAUCACGUUUGCUUGUCCGACCUCCCAGGAGCUCUUAAGGACUAGUGCCGCUUUGCUGUGCGUUGGCUACCGAGGCCUCCCGAAUCUGGUUGUUGAGUAUCUGCAGCACCUGAAUAAACUAAUGAGCUCUUUGUUAGACACGGACUCUCCCCAGCAGGUUUUGCAGUUUGUGCCCAUGGAGGUUCUCCUCCAGGGCAAGCUGUUGGAGUUCUUGUGGGAUUUAAACACAGCCAUUGCAAAGAGACAGCUCCACUUGAUUGUGCAAGCCAAGCAGCAGCAGAUGACUAGCAAUAUUUCACUUUAAGAUAAUUCUAGAAUCGAGCGCGUUGCUGCUGCUAGACCUUGUUUCACAGGCAGGUAGCAGGUGAUAAAAACAUUGUUAAUGUGAAGGUAACGUUACUGUAAAAGCUUGGUGUGACAUUGUUAGCCUUGGGAGGAUGUUUUGAGCUAUUGGUGCCGCUUGUGCCAUAUUGGCUGGUCGUCUGGGAACCUGAGGCUUAAUCUCAGGUGUGGGGGACUUGGAAGGGACACUGACUGAGGGGGAGAAACUAUUUCUCCUCUCUCACAGCUCUCCCUGAGCAAAUUUCUAUGCGUACCACCUGGGUCAGAGCUGCGGCCUUCAUGGUGAGAGGUGUUACGGUGCUUUAUACCUGUUACAUUGGACCAGAUGAUGGGGGACCCUUGUUGUGUGACGUCAGCCCUCUUCUGCGGAGCAAGAUGUGGGGGUUUUGACACACCUGCGUCCUCUCCCUGGGUUUGUAGAAGCUGAAAUGUUGAAGUUUGGGCCAGAACACUCAGCAGUUUGGGAAGCCUGACAGAAGACUUGAGGGAUGAGCAUCUUGUGAGCAGACAACUGUCUUGCAAAGGCUGGGUUAAAAAUGACUGCCCCUAAGCAGCAGCAGAGGUGUCCAGGGAAAGAUGCUCUUCGCUUUUAAUUUUAUUUAUGCAAACAGCAGCAGGCUGUAUGGUUUUUGACAGGUUAUUGUAUAGCUUUGCCUCCCCAUCAAUGGAUGGGCUGUUGUAACUUUAUUUUUAAGUGGGUCCUCCUUAAAAUAAUUUGAGACUCCUGAGUGAAAGUGAAGACUCGCAUCUAUGGCAGCGGCUAAUAACGAGGAACUGCAAAUGUUUUUCAGGCUAAAAACAUGAUCAUGCACAGCUUUGUGUAUAAGAAAUGCUUUGGGUACCGCUGGAGGAGCAUUAAGCUGAAGAAAUAAUGUGAUAACUUUGGGAAAGUAUGAUUAAGAUUUCAGUUCGUUCCCCUUAGGGAUACAAAUGUUGAAAUUGGUAACGGACUGUUCCUUUAAGGGAGUCAGAUUUUAUUUUCCAUAUUGCUCCUUGGAGAGCUGAAUUUUGAGGCCUAACUUGUGUGCAUUAACAUUUAAGUUUGUAGUUUAGAUGGAAAAGCCUGCUCAGAGGGAGAAAUGAUGUUUAAAGGAAAAAUGGCUUUGCUGAUGAUAUGUGCAAGGACUUUUAGAAAAAGGCUGAAAAAGUGGAGUUAGAAGGAAAAUACAGUCUGAUGAAUUGCCAGUCACCUUCUGGAAGCACCUCUAAUUACAUAAUGUGGGAGCUUGAAGGGUAAUUGAUUACUGGUAAGGGAUUAAAAGCACUGAUGAAAAACUGUUUUGUCUGGGGGCGCUGCACAUUCAAUAGGCUUUCUUGCCACCUUGAUCGGGGCAGAGUGGAAUGCCUGUAACAGUUCAUUUUUUUUACUUAAGAAUUUGAUAGGUGAAUGAGUUGAUGGCUCAGGUCUGACUAAUUCAUAACAUGUUGUAAAAAAAAAUAUUGCCUUACACAGUUGGACAUAAAUAGAAGCAGCCUAAAGAAAAGCUUCUGGGAUUGGUCACUGUCCAUUUUAAUUUACUUAAAUGAACUUGCUCUUUUUGCUGUGAGCUGAGUCAUGCUUCCCCUCUCAGACCAGGAAGGAAAGGAACAGAGGCUACAGACUGGGAGAUACGUGCACUAAGAGCUUCUCCCGUAAAUCAGUUUUGAAGCUGUGAACUCAAGAGUGCAGGCAGGGCCGCGGAUGAAUUUCAUCGAGGAUUAAAAAAGAAAUGCGGAAAACCAGAACAAAGAAGGGGGGGAAAGAAAUAUUGUGGAAGAACGGAUGAUGAGACCGUAUCAAAGAUCACCUGUAAAAGCCUUCUUUCUCUGAAAGGAAAAGCAGGCUAAAGAUACUGUCCACCAAAGACAGCCCUCUGUCUCCGCCACUGUUUCAGGGGCGAUUAAUGUGUCUGAAACUCCCUCUGAGCUGAAGCAUUUGGAGAGACUCCUCUUAAAGCAGGGGUAAAUGAGAUAUUUCAAGUGCACGGGUGUGCUUGCACUGUGGUAUUCUGCCAUGGAAGCACGAGUAGCCGGAAGCAUCUCAUCUAGUAGGUACUUAAAUAACUUGGGUUUUUCCUUACUAACAUCAGUCAAAGAUUUUUUUUUUUAAAUUAUUAUUUUAUAGGUGACGUAAAAUCUUGAGGUGACUGGCGGACUGUGAGAGAAAAUGCAUUUAUUUUUUUUUUUUCAGGCUUUCCUCAGUCUGUUCUGUACGCCUGAGGAACUGUGCAGACUUACUUGAGAUUCCUCCUAUCCCAUCAUUCCCUGCAUCAUCAGUGUCCUUUUUUUUUUUUUUUUUCAUUUAUUUUUAGGAGAAAACAUUUUAGAUGGCCACAAAGCUUUGGGGGAGUUAAGACUGUAUGCUUUGAGGUAUACUAGACUGAGCUUGUGGGGAAACAGAAUCCAUCUGUCUGGAAGUACCCCAAAAAACUGUGCAAGCUCUCCGGUGGAAAGCUGGAUCUCUAAAGCGAAGGAAAUCCAGUGUGCUGUGGAUCCUGAUGCCUGAUUUGCUCUGGAGCUUUUUUUGUUUGUUGGCAGACAUGGGGAGAUGACAGGAGAGAUACUUUGACAGUAGCUUAAAAGAAAGGACGUGCUUUGGGAGGGGUCUUUUUUAUUAUGGUUGUUGUCUUAAUGGCAGGAGUUUCAAAGUUAGGAAUGACACUUGUCCUUGUAAUUGUGAGAAUCCUGCAUUGUCUGGGCUGUCUUCAGACCAAAGGCUAGUUUGAGAGAAGUGACACUUAAUUUCUGUUGUGACUUUUGGAACAUGUAAGAAUGCACGGGAAGAAUGUAUUAACCUUUGUGGAGAGGGUGUGAUGACUCCCAUCUUCAUCGAGGCUGUCAGGUUUUGGCCAAUUUGAUUUGAUUUUUGGGUGACGCCGGAUGAAGUGUCUCAGUAUCCUGGCUGCUUUUAAGUUGUGUUUUGUUUUUUUUUUUUUUAACCUGUUUGAAGAUGAACUGGGUAUUGGCUUUCAUAAUUAGGAGCUCCAGGUUUCACACAGGGGGAAAAUCGAGGGGGUGGAGAGAGAAAAAGUUGAUUAUGAUGUGAUGGAGAUUGAUGCAAGCGUGAGGUAAAUUUAGUUUUGCAGCCCUGCUGUUGCAGGCUUCCAAUGAAGGGCCAAUGUUUAGGCCCAACGAUUAGCUAUGAGGUACGUUAUUUCUCUGAAACUUCUUGGUUCUUUUGUUGUAAGCCAGCAUAAUGUUUUUGAAAUGAGUUGUGUGAGGGCUGAAUGAAUUGGGUACUCCACUAAGUGAAAAUGGCGAUUUAUUUUAUUUAAAUUGAGUUCCAUUAAAGUUAAGAGACUUGCUACUUAUUUUUCCUAAUCUUGUAUUGUAUUUAGAUUCACUUGGAUGUGCACAGAUUGUAUGUGUUCUUGCCGCUGGCUUUCCAAUUUAAUUUCUACAAAACAUAAUGAGAUUUACGGUAUGAAAUCCGUUGGUCUAUUAAAGUGGUACUAAUUGGUGUCUAUUCAUCUUAAUUUAAGCUGGAUCUAUCAAAUUACUAGUUGUAAAAGUAGAAUAUGUAGCAGAAUUGUAUUCUGUUAGGAAAAAACAACUUGGGACUUAACGGGAAGAGAUUAAUAUUGCCUGCCUAGAAAGUAGGAGAAAAGAUAAACAUACCUUGGUUUCUGGCCAUGCUUUAGGAUGCAGAGUAACAUGGAAUCCUUGAUUCACUGGGGGCACGGGUUGACCAGUAAGUCAAAGCCUCAGAGCCUUGUAGCCUCCUGUUAUCAUCCCUAAAAACUGUCUUUUCACAUCUCUUUAAUUGAUGGUUGAUUUUCAGCAUGUUAAUUUUGAGUGGGGGAAAUCCUGCCUAACUUGUCUCACCAUUUUGGGUGGUAUGAAAUGCGUUUGUUUAUCGGUACUUGUCCGCAUUUCCCACUUGUAAACCAGAGCCUCUAAAUUUCAGUUUGUAGCUUUUGAAUAUCAGGUUCUUGGGUUUUGUGGUUUUUGUGUUUUUUUUUUUUUUUUUUAGCACUUCAGUGAGCGCGGGCUGAGAUUAAAAUUUCCUUGCCAAAGUCUGGUAAUGGUUUUUCCACCUCAUUCGUGCAGCUAUUUUCAUGACUGCCAUGCUGAUAUCCUUCGUUCCACUUCUUUGUGCACUUCAGUCACUUGACAGAGGGAUCGAAUGGAGCUGUUUAUGCCAGAAAUGCGCUCAGCCCGUGGCUCUUCAUUGCUUGCUCUUUAGGCAAUAAUUUGGAUCACCGUCGAGCCCUCUCUUGUGACUCGUUAUGGGUCCAGGGCUGAUUUCAAGUCUUAAGAAUGAAAUUUGCUAAAAGAAUUAGCCAGUGGCUGUCGGCUCCUAUAACAAGAAGGAUUUUUAGGAGAUGUUUAAAUGUAGGAAACUUUUCCACCAGCCAGGAGACGCCAGUAGAAGAUGCAGCUGACGGGAUUUGCUAGAAUUACCUUGCUAAAAAUUCUUAAAAAAAAAAAAAAAGCUUUGAGGCAUAACCACCUGAACAAACAGUUUACCAGUUGGGUGCUGCCUUUCUUGUACACACGGGUACGCUCAUGUUUGCACGCGUGGAAACCCCCAGGAUUGUACAGCCUUGAAGCUUUUGCUUUGUGACUAAUCCGUGUGUGCUCUUGUUUGGAAGGAUGUAUAUAUGGUUUUUUUUCGAAGUAGAUGAAGGGAUGUUGGUUUACACGGCUAGUGCAUAUUUUCAUUUGGUCUGCAAAUGAGUGUUAAGAAGACCUUUUUUUUUUUUUUUAAAAAAAAAGGAAAGGAAAAUAAAUGUUAUUUGGAGAAAAUAAAGUAUUUUAUUUUAGGUUUUAAAUGUUGCUAAUUAUGUGUUU